AUGUCAUCUUCUCUUGAUGAUGAUGAUACUUGGUGGUUUUGCACAUACAUGGAUCAUGAACAGCCUAUGGAAUGUGCUAAAACAUCAACAAAAGUCGAGGAGGACGAAACUUUGUCGUUGUUUCGAGUUCAUGAGCAAGAGCAGCCCGUUGUGGAAAGUGCUACAACACCAUCAACUAAUGAAGAAGAGAAAAUUAAGUCGUCGUUUCGAGUACUUGAGGAAAAGGAAGAGAAAAUAGGUGAAGUGAAAAACACGGAAGAAGAAGAGGAGGAUGAUUUGGAUGCCACGUGGAAGGCAAUCAUGGAGUCAAAAGGACUGGGAACUAGGCCCCAGCUUAGGAAAAGUGACACGUGGAGCUGCGGCGAUGGUGGUGGAAAGGAGAGGGAGAAAGGAAAGGGGGAGAUGGGGGGAUUGAGUAAGUAUAGGGUAAGGAGGAAGUUGAAGAAGUGGCAGAGUUUUCGAGAAAUGGUAGAGAGAAAAGUGAAUGUUGGUGGUGAUAGCGGCGGUGGUGAUGGUGGGGAGAAGUCGGGGCAGAGGAGUAUGGAUGUGGCGCUGACCUUUCAUGAUGAGUUCAAGAAGCGAGCUGAUGCGUUUAUUGCUCGGUUUACUCAUGAUAUCCGUCUUCAAAGACUGGAGUCCGACCAACGUUUUUUGGAGAUGAUUAACCGUGGUCUCUAG
Molecule: messenger RNA, 678 nt
Organism: Chenopodium quinoa (quinoa)
Lineage: Eukaryota; Viridiplantae; Streptophyta; Magnoliopsida; Caryophyllales; Amaranthaceae
Product: UPF0329 protein ECU05_1680/ECU11_0050-like
Exons: 1
Coding region: 1-678 (225 amino acids)
Source: RefSeq, a predicted model, not a curated record